CGAUUAGACAUUAGUUAACCUAACCUAAGUUUUAGAUUGUUUAUGUUUAUCAAUUAAUUUCUUGUACUGUAAAAACAAUCAAUCAUAAGUUAAACAUGACGGAAUCUGAUUCAAAAAUUGGGCGUCUAGAAGAUGAAGCUUUAAAAAGAAAAGAAAGAUUAAAAAACCUAAAACGGAAAAGGCAAAGUGAUAGUUCCCAAGGUAAUAACAAAAAGGGCACCGAGGGUGAAGCUCUUCCUACACCAUCAUUUAGAAGUUACAAGCCUAUUAAUGAGAGUUUAAACGAGUUUGCACUUAAUCCAGCAGAACCCGGAGAUGUAACCACACAGGUGAAAAACCAGCUAGAAUCUGCAAAAUCCAAUGUGGUUAUAGAUCAACUAGAUGUCACAUCAUUAGCUCCCAGAAAACCAGAUUGGGAUCUUAAAAGAGAUGUUGCAAAGAAAUUAGCAAAAUUAGAAAAGCAGACCCAAAAGGCAAUUGCAGAAUUAAUCAGAAAUAGGUUAAGAGAAAGUAAACAAGAAGAUUUGGCUGCUAUUGUAAAUGCUGAAGCAUCAAAUGUAUAAACUGCAAAUUUCUAAUCUAACAGACCUUUUUAUAUUUGUUAUUUUAACUUUAAUUAAUAAAAUUAAAAAUAUAUUUU
This is a messenger RNA of Diabrotica balteata, 640 nucleotides long. NCBI's taxonomy places the organism in Eukaryota, Metazoa, Arthropoda, Insecta, Coleoptera, Chrysomelidae. The record is from the annotation of a GenBank genome assembly.